AUGAACAGACAUGAGCGAGUCUUUGUUUUCUUGACCGGACUCUGGCUCCUCCCACUCCCCGGCUCCUCCCACUCCUCGGCUCCUCCCACUCCCCGGCUCCUCCCACUCCCCGGCUCCUCCCACUCCUCGGCUCCUCCCACUCCCCGGCUCCUCCCACUCCCCGGCUCCUCCCACUCAUCGGCUCCUCCCACUCCCCGGCUCCUCCCACUCCUCGGCUCCUCCCACUCCCCGGCUCCUCCCACUCCUCGGCUCCUCCCACUCCCCGGCUCCUCCCACUCCCUGACUCCUCCCACUCCCCGGCUCCUCCCACUCCCCGGCUCCUCCCACUCCCCGACUCCUCCCACUCCUCGGCUCCUCCCACUCCUCGGCUCCUCCCACUCCUCGGCUCCUCCCACUCCCCGGCUCCUCCCACUCCCUGACUCCUCCCACUCCCCGGCUCCUCCCACUCCCCGGCUCCUCCCACUCCCUGACUCCUCCCACUCCUCGGCUCCUCCCACUCCCCGGCUCCUCCCACUCAUCGGCUCCUCCCACUCCUCGGCUCCUCCCACUCCCUGGCUCCUCCCACUCCCUGACUCCUCCCACUCCUCGACUCCUCCCACUCCUCGGCUCCUCCCACUCCCCGGCUCCUCCCACUCCCCGGCUCCUCCCACUCCCCGGCUCCUCCCACUCAUCGGCUCCUCCCACUCCUCGGCUCCUCCCACUCCCUGA
Molecule: messenger RNA, 708 nt
Organism: Knipowitschia caucasica
Lineage: Eukaryota; Metazoa; Chordata; Actinopteri; Gobiiformes; Gobiidae
Source: the annotation of a GenBank genome assembly